AGGGGGGUGGUUUGAUAGGAUAAGCCCAUAGACCAAAUUGGGCAUAACCUCACAAUCUGUGUCUGAAGACCUAACCAAUUUUUCGUUCAAGUAAACAAUAAAAUAAAGUAAAGAAAAGAAGUAAACUAGAUUCCUUCAUACACCUUUAAAUUGGAUUUUACUGCACGUGGAAAAUUUCUAAAAGUGUUGAAGCAUCCUACAGUGAUGCACAAUGGGUAAGUCUAAGAGUUCCAAGAAGCAUAAGAAACGUUCGAGGAGACAAGAAACCAGUUCAUCAGAAGAUGAAUGGGUGGAAGCAGACACCGUGAAAAACCACAGGCAACAUGCCAGAAAUGCAUCGCCAGAGGAUUUACUGAAAAGGAAAAAAAGGCGCAGACAUUCCAGCAGCGAUAGCCGAUCUGAUAGCAGUGCAGAAGACACAAGGACAAAGUCUCAUGCGUCUGAAAAACCCAGUAAAACUCCGAGUCCGAAGCAACAAAACACCAAUAGAGAUGACUGGAUGAACCUCCCAACGAAUUUCGCCUCAUUUUCGAACGUGGACAAGAAGAAAAGCAGGGAAGAAGAAAGGAAAAUCCAGAAGGAAAAGGACGUGUAUGAUCCUUCCAAAUGUCCCAGGGAAUUGAACGUGUACUGGAAAAAUGGAGGUGAUGGUUUGCCGAAGUUUCAAAAGCCCAGCGACGAUUCUCACAGUUAUAAAAGUGAGCGACCUUCCAGUAGCGGCCAGUCUAGAUGGAGAAAAAGCAAGCCUGAAGCGACCGAUAGAAGAAUAGAUGGACCUUCUGAAACUUCCCCUAGAAACUCUGCAGGCCCUUCAAAGCCAGUUGCAAAACCCAAUCAGAACGUUGCUGAUACGCCGAUUACCGAAAAGGAAUUAAAUCUACUGGCAGGAAAGCUGGUGAAAGCUGAAAUUAUGGGGAACAAAAAGCUGGUAGACGAACUGAAGCAGCGGCUGGACGCUGGACGCAGAGCUUUGGCAGAAGAGCGAACUCAGGAUGAUGAAGUGCUGCUCACAGAAGCGAAUCGGCAAGGAGCUUCAAAGCCUUUAGAACUGCGAAGUGCCAUUGACAGUGAAAAAAGACGCAGGAGGGCUGUGGAAACCCACGCUGGCAAUGAGAGAGUGAAAUAUUUUGCCGAUGAUGAUAAAUAUUCGCUCAAACAGAUGUUCGAGAAUGAGAAAUUCAGUUCAGCCAAUGACCAAGACUCGGCGUUCAUGAAAAUCGCCUCUAACAUUAAGAAGAAUGAUGACUUGGACGAUUUGUUUGCUGAUGAUGUGAGACGGAAAAAAUCCGACUCCAAACUGGCUGAUGCUAAGCGAAGCCAAGCUAUUAGUGAACAUAAAAAAGUCUCCACUAGUCUAGACAAUUGUCUGCGAUGCAUCCAGUCAACAGCUAUGCAAAAGCAUUUGAUAGUUUCAAUGGGCGAAUACAUUUAUCUGGCUCUGCCUGCCCAUGAGCCUUUAGUGGAGGGGCACUGCCUUAUAGCCCCCAUAAGGCAUGUGGCCUCUGUGACCCAGUUGGACGAAAACGAAUGGAAUGAAAUGAACGAUUUCAGAAAGGCGCUGAGUCGAAUGUUCGCAGCCAAACAGCAGGAACUGAUGUUUUUUGAAAUUGCUGUUGGAUUUCACAGAUAUCCGCACACUGUUUUGGAGUGUAUUCCUUUGGAUAAGGAAGACGCAGGAAUGGCGCCGAUGUAUUUCAAAAAGGCGAUAGACGAAUCGGAGAUUGAGUGGACGCAAAACAAAAAACUGGUGCCACUGAAGAACCGCGACGUGCGCCAAGCCAUUCCCAAACAGCUUCCAUAUUUCGCAAUUAAUUUCGGGAUCAGCGAUGGAUUCGCCCAUGUGAUAGAAGACGAUAGAUUGUUUCCGAAGAACUUUGCGCAGGAAAUCAUCGGCGGCAUGUUGAACUUGGAUCACAGCAAGUGGAGACGACCAGCGAGAGAACGUUUCGAAGUUCAAAGCAAGCGAACGGUUGCUUUUUCCAAAGUUUGGACGAAUUUUGAUUGUUCUGCCAAAGCGAUGUAGAAUUUUGCAAGAAACAUAGAUUAGACUGGUUUGAUGAUUUUAAUUGUGUAAUUUUACAAGCAGUGUAAACUUGUAAAAUCUCAAGUAGUCGGUUGGAAAUGUUCGCGGGAUUAAAGUUAGGCUCAAUGAGGUUUUGAGGGAUUUUCGGUUUUAUACUGCUUUUUUGAAUUAAUUUAAAAGCUUCAUGUUUUCUGCAAAAUCUUGCGUUUUUGUAGAUGGACAUUCAGAAGACCAAUGAUUGUGGUAGAAUAUAAGACAGUUAUCUUUAAGAAAUAUGACAAAUCUAUAAAAAGUUGAAGAAUCA
This is a messenger RNA of Dendroctonus ponderosae (mountain pine beetle), 2327 nucleotides long. Its product is annotated as CWF19-like protein 2 homolog. The record is from RefSeq and is a predicted model, not a curated record. Gene Ontology annotation, biological process: mRNA splicing, via spliceosome. Gene Ontology annotation, cellular component: post-mRNA release spliceosomal complex. Bases 212 to 2023 code for a protein of 603 amino acids. The transcript has 4 exons. Lineage: Eukaryota; Metazoa; Arthropoda; Insecta; Coleoptera; Curculionidae.